Esox lucius (northern pike) is the source of this 2297-nucleotide messenger RNA. RefSeq names its product enoyl-CoA delta isomerase 2 (gene eci2). The coding region runs from base 492 to 1622 and encodes 376 amino acids. The record is from RefSeq and is a predicted model, not a curated record. The transcript is spliced from 11 exons. Lineage: Eukaryota; Metazoa; Chordata; Actinopteri; Esociformes; Esocidae. Gene Ontology annotation, molecular function: fatty-acyl-CoA binding.
CAGUUUUCUAUUAAAAAGUAGAAUUUCUUACGAAUAGAAUGCAUUAGUUGGUUAUUAAAGUUGAAAAUGUUUUGUGUAGAAAUGGUUCAGGUAGGUUUGUUAUUACGUACGCGUACUUGACGGAACAGGCGUUUCUUAACCGAAACAUGAUAGAAGGUUGCCCAAUAUAAUCUCGCUAGUGCUUGGCUCUCCCCACCUCCUUCACUAGAUUCUCACUGACAAAAGACAAAUGAUCUCGUUUCAGUUAUAGAAAUCUUUGAGACUGUGUCACCUUUGAUCUGAAAUUAUCUCGCUGGGAUGGCUUUAGCAUUACGCAUUUUUAGACCGUGCGGAUUUGUCCGAUUUACCAGUGACUGAUUAAUUAAAAUCUUCACACACACCACAGAGCUGAGGUGGGUCCAAUUAACUAUCAGGCGGAACCGAUAAAAAAAGCAGGCUCCGGACCUGGACAAGAGUUGACUAUCUGGAGGUCAAACAGAAAAGUGUUGUAAAUGGCAGUCCAAGUCUCACACAUUACCACUCUAAAGCUGCAUACGACUGGUUCAGCUAUGGGGGCUACAGUGGAGCAAUUCAACCAUGCCAAGGGUCAGAUGGGCAAACUAAAGAAUGACCCUGGCAAUGAGGUCAAGCUAAAAAUCUAUGCACUUUUUAAACAGGCUACUCAGGGACCAUGUAACACCCCCAAGCCAGGGAUGCUGGACUUUGUCGGUAAAGUCAAAUGGGAGGCAUGGAAAUCUCUGGGCUCUGUAUCUCAGGAGGAGGCCAGACAGCAGUAUGUGGAUUUGAUCGACUCGCUGCUGGCCGCUGAGGGCCCAGCGGUAGCCACGCAGCCCACCGCUGGCUCUUCCCCCUUCAACACACUGCUGGUCUCCACGAAGGACAACAUCACCACUAUCUGCUUCAACAGGCCGGAGAAAAAGAACGCCAUUACUGUGGAGAUGUACAAUGAAAUUAUCAAGGCUCUGGAGCAAGCUGGCAAAGAUGAGUCUGUCAUUACCGUAAUCACAGGCAGUGGAGACUUCUUCUGCAGCGGUAACGACCUGACUAACUUCACCAAAAUACCAGAGGGUGGGAUUAGCAAGAUGGCAAAGGAUGCAGGAGAAUUGCUGAGGGCGUAUGUUCAAGCGUUCAUCGACUUCCCCAAGCCCCUGAUUGCUGUGGUCAAUGGUCCGGCUGUGGGCGUGUCUGUCACUCUACUGGGUCUGUUUGACAUUAUUUAUGCCACUGAGAAGGCUACGUUCCACACCCCUUUUAGCCAGCUUGGACAGAGCCCAGAGGGCUGCUCCUCCUAUACCUUCCCCAAAAUGAUGGGCAAUGCCAAGGCUAGCGAAGUGCUUCUGUUCAACAAGAAGCUGACCGCCACCCAAGCUUGUGCUCAGGGCCUGGUGACCGAGGUCUUCCCCGACAGCAGCUUCCAGACCGAGGUGGCCACCAGGCUCAAAGCCUAUGCCAAGCUCCCUAGAAACUCCCUAGCUCUGUCCAAGCAACUGGUACGUGGAACUGAAAAGGAACGUCUCUACAAGGUUAAUGACCAGGAGGUGGAGCGCCUGGUGGAACGCUGGCAGUCAGACGAGUGCAUGCAGGCCAUCAUGGGUUUUUUCCAGUCUAAGGCUAAGCUGUGAGCAGCCCCCCAGCCUCACAGAGCCUGACAGAAGUUGUUUUCAUUAGGUGCCAAGUAGAAAAAAAUAUACUGAAUCUGAAAGGGAUUACCGUGACUCAGUGUGGUCGCAAAGCUUUUUAAAAUGUUUUCCAUUUUGUGCACUAAUUAACAUUAUCCACAUCACAACAACCAAUAGACACCCCUUUGCUACCCCUACAUUAUCUGAAGGGGGCAGCACCAGCCUAGAAUCACUAAGCUGUAAGAAAUCUUCAUGUCUAUUGGAUAAAGCCUGUAAGAACUCUGGGCCUUUAGCAUAUGCCUAUUUUUCUCUAGCUUUUAGAUAUUAUGUAGUGUUAUUAUUGUACAGUUUGGAAACAAACCCAUUAACGGUUGACUUCUGUUUAGUUUUGCAUUUAACAUAUCUUGGCCAUUCCUGUUGAAACAUCAGUGACAUAAUAUACAGGAACUUACUUGGUUACUAAGCUACUAAGGCAUUUUAGACAGUAAGCCCAAUUCAGAUCCCCCGCGCUGACUAUUUCUAAUGUCUUUUGACCAAUCAGAUCAGCUCUGAAAAUGAUCAAUACCAGUAACCGUUUAGAUAUGAUAUGCCAGAAGACUAAGUGGAGGAAUACAAUCUAAAUUGUGCUUUCUGUGAAUGGGUGUGUGUAAAUUAAAGGUGGAUAGUGCCUUACAGUCA